Cucurbita moschata (crookneck pumpkin) is the source of this 1324-nucleotide messenger RNA. Its product is annotated as transcription repressor KAN1-like. Gene Ontology annotation, biological process: regulation of DNA-templated transcription; abaxial cell fate specification. Lineage: Eukaryota; Viridiplantae; Streptophyta; Magnoliopsida; Cucurbitales; Cucurbitaceae. The transcript is spliced from 6 exons. Gene Ontology annotation, molecular function: transcription cis-regulatory region binding. Gene Ontology annotation, cellular component: nucleus. The record is from RefSeq and is a predicted model, not a curated record. The coding region runs from base 249 to 1247 and encodes 332 amino acids.
ACACACUCCCCUUUGUUCAGCUCUCAUUUUCUCUCUCUAACCCUUCAAAAUUCCUUCCUUUUUUUUUUCUCUAUCUAACCUAAUCUCUCUCUAUUUCACUUAACCCUUCUUUACUUUCUCUCUCCUCUUUCUCUCUCCUCUUUUUCUCCUCUCAUCAUCUUCUUCUUCUUGUUCAUCUUGUUCUUUCUUCGUAUCACAAAAACCUAACAAAACCCACAUCGAAAGCCCUCAGCUUUUGCAAUUUAAAGAUGUUGGAGAAGGGCAUUCUUGUUCCUGAUCUAUCUCUUCAAAUUAGCCCUCCCAUAACUGAUCCAUCUUCUUCAUUUCAUAUUUGGAAGCAACCUCAAGUACCUCAAGUUGACACCGAGCUUUCUCUCUCGAACAAUUCGACAGUGGCGGUCGAUGUUUCCCCGGAUCGGUUCCAACCCAUUAGAGGAAUCCCACUUUACAGUAAUGGGUUGUUGUCUUCUUCUACAUAUUUGAACCAAAACCAACCGUCGCCAUCUCCGUCGUCGUCGUCGUCGUCGUCGCUGCAGCUUCCUUUGAAUUCUAGGGCGUUUCAUCAACAGCCUCCUGUUGGGAGGUAUAAUGGGAUAACAAUGGAGGCUUUGAGAAAUCACCAGCAGAAUCAGAAUCAGUUUGGUUUUCACAAUCAUCAAAGCCCUCAAUUUGGGGUUUCGGAUUUUUCUUGUAAUAAUAGAUCGAGAUUGUUCAUGCCAAGGAUUCAAAGCCGACGAAAUGCUAGGGCUCCUAGGAUGCGUUGGACUUCCUCUCUUCAUGCUCGUUUCAUUCGUGCUGUUGAGCUCCUUGGCGGCCAUGAAAGGGCAACUCCAAAGUCAGUGCUGGAGCUAAUGGAUGUGAAGGAUCUCACUCUAGCUCAUGUGAAGAGCCAUUUACAGAUGUAUCGUACUGUUAAAAACACCGACAAACAAACAGCUUCUUCUGGGUCUGGGGAAGAAGAUUUCUUGCCUGCAACGCCAACCCCACACCAUGAAGCGAGCUGUUUGCUCAAUCAUAGAAGAGGGUUUAGUGCAUCUUUGGAGGCUGAUGUUAAUGGAUCAGCACCUUCCAUUAAUAACCACUGUAACUCUUCAAGAAGAGCAUGGGAGCAAGCCUCUCCAACAAGAGCUAAUAUGUUUGGAUCAGAAAAUCAACCACAGGAAUGCUAUGAAUUAGGUCAUCCGGGGUUGAAUCUAAACGACAGUCCAAGCAAGGAUUUGUGUUCGAGACACAAUUGGGACAACUAAAUCCAACCUUAAAACCUCAUUUAAUUUCUUUCAAUAUAUAUAUAUAUAUAUAAAAGUUGAAUAUAAAUAUAAAUAUA